AGUUGUCUGUUGACUACGGCAGUGGGUGGAGUGCUGCAGCUCUUGUAGUUUCACAGCAACGAGGCUAAUUCUCUGUUAUAUAUAAGAAAGAAGGAAGAGAUAUUUUAGAAUGUGGUCCCACUACAACUAUUGUGUCAUCAGUACUCUACUCGUUGCUGUUCGCCUCGUCCUGGCCACCCACAUCUUUCCUGAAGGACCAGAGUCUUGCGUGAGAAAUAUCAGUGUGGAACAGUUUAAUAUUAGCGUCAGGUAUGAGAUUCACCUGGAUCAGCAGUGCUCUCUAGGCACCUCACACUUAUGGACAUUUCACGUCGUCAGCUGCGACACUGAUGAGAAACUCUUAGAGGUGUAUAGCACCACGGAGGUAAUAUGGUUUCUUUCAUGUCCUCUCCUACCUUCACUGGGCUUAGUAACCCCCGCAGGCUUGAUAAAACAAGAAAACCAGAGGCAGUGUCAGUAAUAACGGUAGAAUUACCCAUAAAAUGUCAAGUAAUUGGACACGGAUGUAACUAGUGUGACGUUUUUAUUGUGGCAACGUUUCGCUGUCCAGGAGCUUUGUCAAGAGCAGUGUUACUCAGAUCCAGGAAAAUUAAGUCAGGAAAAGUCACAGAAAAUAAGUCACUAUUUUGGCUA
Molecule: messenger RNA, 633 nt
Organism: Cherax quadricarinatus
Lineage: Eukaryota; Metazoa; Arthropoda; Malacostraca; Decapoda; Parastacidae
Source: RefSeq, a predicted model, not a curated record